Messenger RNA from Lotus japonicus, 3901 nucleotides. RefSeq names its product FACT complex subunit SPT16-like. NCBI's taxonomy places the organism in Eukaryota, Viridiplantae, Streptophyta, Magnoliopsida, Fabales, Fabaceae. The record is from RefSeq and is a predicted model, not a curated record. The coding region runs from base 495 to 3701 and encodes 1068 amino acids. Gene Ontology annotation, cellular component: FACT complex. Gene Ontology annotation, molecular function: nucleosome binding. Gene Ontology annotation, biological process: positive regulation of transcription elongation by RNA polymerase II; transcription elongation by RNA polymerase II. The transcript is spliced from 3 exons.
UCUUCCUCUAUUUCUCCUCUUAAAUUAUUUCUCUCCCUUUACACCCCUCUUCUCCUAUUUUCAUAUCAUUCUAAUCCAUCGUGUGUCUCAGCUUAACACUACAAUACCAAUCAUCUUCCCCAAAUGAACCCUAAUUUCCCCCUCUUCAAACUUGGAAGAGAUCAUCACCACCUUUAUCCUCCUCAUUCAUUCUCUUUGUUUCACUAAGCUCAUGCUCCUCUUCCCAAAACGCAUGGCAUAGAGUAUAUCUGCGCAUUCAAACUUCGAUCGAAACCGCACCCAAUUUCAUAGCGCAACGAAUUAGGGUUCAUAAUCCAAAUUGAAGAAAAAGGACAAAAAGGGUAGAGCUUUACACACCCCAGAUACACGGUUUGGACUGCUAUUGUUGCCAAUUUGUGUCUAGAUUUUGAAAUGCGGUGAAAGAUUCAUUCACCUGUUUACUCACAGAACUGAAGUCUUUGACCAACUAUUCAUAAAAAGGGUGGCAGCAAACCAUGACAGAUCAUCGAAAUGGGAAAUCACAAACUCCCAGUGGAAAGGGUGGUGCAGCAGGAACUUCAUAUGCUAUUGAUCUGAAUGCAUUUCAAUCCCGAUUGAGGACUCUUUAUUCACAUUGGGAUGAACACAAAACAGAUCUGUGGGGCUCUUCUGAUGCAAUUGCAAUUGCAUGUCCUCCACCUUCUGAAGACCUGCGAUACCUUAAAUCUACCGCUCUAAACUUAUGGUUGCUUGGAUUUGAAUUCCCAGACACAAUUAUGGUUUUCAUGAAGAAUCAGAUCCAUAUCUUGUGCAGCCAAAAGAAAGCAUCUAUUCUUGAAUCUGUCAAAAAACCUGCCCGAGAAGCAGUUGGUGUAGAACUGGAAGUUGUUUUGCAUGUCAAGCCUAAAAAUGAUGAUGGCACUGCUCUAAUGGAUGCUAUAUUCCGUGCUAUCAGAGCUCAAUCAAAGUCUGAUGGCGGUGAUGCUUCCACCAUUGGAUAUAUAUCAAGAGAAGCUCCAGAGGGGAAACUCCUUGAAGCUUGGGCUGAAAAAUUGAAAAGUUCAGAUUUUCAUUUGACUGACGUGGCCAAUGGAUUAUCUACGUUGUUUGCUGUGAAGAGUAAUGAGGAGCUUACAUCAAUUAAGAGAGCAGCAUACCUGACAACCAGUGUGAUGAAGAACUUUGUGGUUUCAAAGCUUGAGAAUGUAAUUGAUGAAGAGAAGAAAGUUUCUCAUUCUACAUUGAUGGAGGAGACUGAGAAAGUUGUACUGGAGCCUUCAAAAGUUAACUGUAAACUGAAAGCCGAGAAUGUUGAUAUUUGUUACCCCCCAAUUUUUCAGAGUGGGGUGGAAUUUGAUCUCAGGCCUAGUGCUGUCAGCAAUGAUGAUUUACUUCACUAUGACCCUGCCAGUGUGAUUAUAUGUGCUGUUGGAGCCCGGUAUAAGAGUUACUGCUCAAACAUAGCUAGGACCUUCUUAAUUGAUGCUGACCCUGUUCAAAGUAAGGCUUAUGAAGCACUUCUGAAAGCCCAAGAAGCUGUAAUUGGUUCCUUGAAGCCUGGAAAUAAGCUGAGUGUCGCAUACCAAGCUGCAGUUUCUGUUGUGGAAAAGGAGACUCCUGAAUUGAUUUCCAACUUAACAAAAUCUGCUGGGACUGGCAUUGGCAUUGAGUUUCGUGAAUCAGGAUUGAAUCUUAAUGCUAAAAAUGAACAGAUUAUUAAAGAAGGCAUGGUCUUCAACGUGUCACUUGGAAUUCAGAAUUUGCAGAAUGAGAACAGUAAGUCUAAGAGCAAGCUCUUCUCUCUCUUGCUUGCUGACACAGUCAUCAUCAACAAGGACAAGACAGAAGUUCUGACUUCUAUGAGCUCAAAAGCUCUUAAGGAUGUGGCGUAUUCUUUCAAUGAGGAUGAGGAAGAGGAAAAGCAAAGCACAAAAGCAAAAACAAAUGGCGCAGAGCCCAUUAUUUCUAAGACAACUCUAAGGUCAGACAAUCAUGAAGUUUCAAAAGAGGAACUCAGAAGGCAGCAUCAGGCUGAACUUGCUCGUCAGAAAAAUGAAGAAACUGCAAGGAGACUUGCUGGUGGUGGAAAUGCGACUGGAGAUAACCGUUCGUCUAUGAGGUCUUCUGCAGAUCUUGUGGCCUACAAGAACAUAAAUGAACUUCCCCCUCCCAGAGAGUUGAUGAUUCAGAUUGAUCAAAAGAAUGAAGCAGUUCUCUUGCCUAUUAAUGGAAGUAUGGUUCCUUUUCAUGUUGCUUUCAUUCGGACUGUUUCUAGCCAGCAGGAAAACCGCAUCUGGUAUAUGAGAAUUAUUUUUAAUGUUCCUGGGACUCCUUUUAGCUCUCAGGAUGCGAACUCAAUGAAGUACCCUGGUUCUAUAUAUUUGAAGGAGGCUUCUUUCCGCUCAAAAGAUUCCAGGCAUAUAAGUGAGGUUGUGCAGUCCAUAAAAACCCUCAGGCGACAAGUUGUGGCAAGGGAGUCUGAGAGAGCUGAAAGGGCAACCUUGGUUACCCAGGAGAAGCUGCAGCUUGCUAAUAACAGAUUUAAGCCCAUAAGGUUGUCUGAUCUCUGGAUCCGCCCUCCUUUUGGUGGACGUGGAAGGAAGAUUCCUGGUACACUUGAGGCUCAUGUGAAUGGAUUUCGUUAUUCUACCACCAGGCAAGAUGAGCGUGUGGACAUAAUGUUUAGCAACAUUAAGCAUGCAUUUUUUCAGCCAGCAGAGAAUGAAAUGAUCACACUCCUGCACUUUCAUCUGCACAACCAUAUUAUGGUAGGAAAUAAAAAGACUAAGGAUGUUCAGUUUUAUGUAGAGGUAAUGGACAUGGUCCAGAAUGUUGGAGGUGGGAAAAGAUCCACCUAUGACCCUGAUGAACUUGAAGAAGAACAGAGAGAGAGAGACCGAAAGAACAAAAUUAAUGUAGAAUUUCAGACCUUUGUGAAUCGAGUGAAUGAUCUCUGGGGGCAACCACAAUUCAAUGGCCUUGACUUGGAGUUUGAUCAACCUCUAAGAGAACUUGGCUUCCCUGGAGUACCUCAUAAAUCUUCAGUAUUUAUUGUUCCUACUUCAGCCUGCCUUGUUGAACUGAUAGAGACCCCUUUCCUUGUUGUCACACUAAGUGAGAUUGAGAUUGUGAAUCUAGAGAGAGUUGGGCUUGGGCAGAAGAACUUUGAUAUGACAAUAGUAUUUAAGGACUUCAAGCGGGAUGUGCUCAGGAUUGAUUCUAUCCCUUCUACAUCACUGGAUGGCAUCAAGGAGUGGCUUGACACCACAGACAUCAAAUAUUACGAAAGCAGGCUGAAUCUGAACUGGCGCCAGAUCCUAAAAACAAUCACGGAUGACCCUAAAAGCUUUAUUGAAACUGGUGGUUGGGAGUUUCUGAACCUGGAAGCUAGUGAUUCAGAAUCUGAUAACUCAGAGGAGUCAGAUAAAGGUUACGAACCAUCUGAUGUGGAGCCGGAGUCUGAUUCUGAAGAUGAAGCUUCUGAAAGUGCAUCGCUAGUUGAGUCUGAGGAUGAUGAUGAGGAUGAGGACUCUGAGGUAGAUUCAGAGGAAGAGAAGGGAAAGACCUGGGAAGAACUGGAGAGGGAAGCAAGCAAUGCAGAUAGGGAGAAAGGGCACGAGUAUGACAGUGAAGAAGAUAGGCAAAGAAGGAAGGUGAAAGCCUUUGGUAAGUCUCGAGCCAGUGCAAGUAGUAGCAUGCCGAAGCGGUCAAAGUUAAGAUAGAUUUUGUUAUUGUUCUUGGUCUAUUUGUGGUUUAGUACAGUUGCUUUAUGUUGCUGCUGAUAUCAGCUUUUUAGUUUGAAGGAGUUACCGGUGCCCUAUCUAUAUCAUUAACUUCCCUUUCUAUAGUAUUGGUCAGUUUAUUGAAAUCCUUGAAUCCAACAUAUCUCCUUAAAAAUCGUUUUCAUGGCUCUUUCUUGAAA